Messenger RNA from Misgurnus anguillicaudatus (oriental weatherfish), 2671 nucleotides. The record is from RefSeq and is a predicted model, not a curated record. NCBI's taxonomy places the organism in Eukaryota, Metazoa, Chordata, Actinopteri, Cypriniformes, Cobitidae.
ACCUUUUCCUCUCCUUUCACUCGCUCUCAGUUCUCGGUGAGGCCGGCGGGGCGGAUCCAACGUUACAUUGGAAUAGAAACCAAAAGGCAACUAAAUCAACGCUUCGGCUUAUUAACUUCUGACGAUUGCUUUUCUCCCUUGUGGAUAUAUUGCUCAUAAAGAUGCCCUCGGCAACAAAUGGCACCAGGACUGUGAAGUCUGCCAGCCCAGACUUGGUGUCUGGUCCUGGAUCAAUGAACCAAAACACAGCCAGCAACCAGCUGACUGGAACCCAGUCAGAGGCCAUGAAGCAGGUGCUGGUGGUUCUUGAGAAGAAAGUCCGCAAUAUGGAGAAGAAAAAGAGCAAGCUUGAUGAUUACCAGGCCAGGAAUACCGGCGGAGAGCGUCUCAACCAGGACCAGUUGGAAGCACUGUCUAAGUAUCAGGAAGUACUCCAUAAUCUGGAAUUUGCACGGGAGCUGCAUAAGAGCUUUUUGGCAUUGGGUCAAGAAAUCCAGAAGACGGUUAAGAAAGCGGCACGCCGUGAACAGCUCCAGCGAGAAGAGCUGGAGCAGAAGAGGCUGAAGAAGGUUCUGGAGUUGCAGUUUCUUCUGGACCGACUUGGGGAUGAAAGCGUGCGGCAUGAGCUGUUGCAAGAAGCUGGAGGUCCCUCUCUCCUUACCGAGGGUGACCUAACAGCCCUGGAUGAGUUUUACAAACUGGUGGGGCCUGAACGUGACCAAAACAUCAGGUUGCCUGACCAGUAUAAUGAAGCAUCUCAGCACUUAUGGGAACUUUUGGAGGGCAAGGACAAGCCCGUAGCAGGAACAACAUAUAAAGCACUGAAUGAGACGUUGGAGCGAGUUUUGGAGAGCGGAUACUUUGACAGAGUGCAGUCUCAUCAGAAUGGAGUUUGUGCAGAGGAGGAAGAGCAGAGUGCUGCAAUCGAGGUGUCUGAAGCAGACGAGCACCCUGCAGACACAAAGAGUGAAAUGACAGAAGAGUAUACAGACCCCAUUCCGAUUGAACCAACAGAGUUUGUAAAUAGGCAGUUAGUUUCAGAGACCUCAUACAGUAGUGGAGACAAUGAGCAAGGAGAAGAAUGGAGUGUAGAAACGCAGGUGGUACACUCCAUGCAGCAGCCGGAGCAGACUGCUCCUUCCCCAGUUGUCUCAGAGCCCCACCCACUAACUCCAGUGACCCCCACACCCCAUUCGGACCCUGUGGUAAGAAAGCAGGUGGUUCAGAAUCUCAUGGCACAGAUGCAGGGACCAUACAACUUCAUGCAGGAUUCCAUGCUUGAGUUUGAUGGGCAGGCCCUUGAUCCAGCUAUUGUAUCGGCGCAACCUAUGAAGCCGGCCCAAAGAAUGGAGAUGUCAGCAAUUGUGUGUCAACCAGCUCACCAAGAUUCUGGUCUCGCACAGCCUCCAGCUGUACCCAUUCAACCUGAACCAACGCAAAUACUCAUGGUCUCUCCAUCACCAGAAGCCUUCUCCACACAACCCACACUGUACCAAUCCUCUCACACAGCUGACCCUCGACAACAGACAGACUCCAUUGAUCCAAUUCAGACCUCCAUGCCCCUGACAGAGCAGCCACCUCCAUCCCCAUCUCUCCCUCAGGCCUCCCCAACUCCAGUAUUUCAGCCCAGCUCCAAACCUCUGCACAGCGGCGGCAUCAACGUCAAUGCGGCACCAUUCCAGUCCAUGCAAACGGUGUUCAACCUUAAUGCACCUGUCCCUCCAGCUAAUGAUACAGACUCAAUAAAGCAGACCAGGCAGUACCAGAACAGUUACAACCAGGGUUUUAAUAACCAGACGCAGCACCCUGUGGAGCAAACGGACAUGCCACCAGAGCAGCUCCAGUCUGUGGUUGGUGCCUUCCAUUCUCAAGACCAGUCGCUUUCUAACUCUACUGGCCACCAGCCAAUGUCCCAGCAGCCAAGUGGUCAGGGCAACGGGUUCAGCCGUCAAGCACAGUCUUUCUAUAACAGCAGAGGAGUGUCUCGAGGCGGUCCGCGAAACUCACGCGGUGUGAUCAACGGCUACAGAGGACCAUCCAAUGGUUUCAGAGGGGGAUACGACGGUUAUCGGCCACCUUUCUCCAACUCUGCAAACUCAGGAUAUGGACAACCCCAGUUCAGUACACCACGGGACUAUUCUAACGGCAACUACCAGAGGGAUGGUUACCAACAGAACUACAAACGCGGUGCUGCUCAAGGAACCCGAGGGGUGUCCCGAGGAAAUGCUUCAGCCAUGCGAUCUUAAGUCUUGAAGACUGACCCUGACCUGAUGACUGACCUUGCUUCCUGGACCACAUGAACAUUUAAAAACAUGUCCUGUCCCCCUGGAUUGAUCAAACAGUUCUUAUUCUGAAAUGUUAAAUUUGAAAUGGUUCAAAAUUGAGAUCACAAGCUCAAAACUGAAGAUUUUAAAGCUACCCUGUGUUUCUAACAGAUUCCUGUAAACUUGAACAACUUCGUUAACUUAUUUUUUUGUAUAAAAUAAAACUCUUGUACCUGCCACAACUGGUCCUGUACUGAGAGUUCACUUUCUGCUCCACGGUUUUGCUCACACUAACUCGUUUGGGUUCUAACAUUUUUUUUCAUUUGGUACAUUUUAAAGAUGCUCUCGGCCCCUCAGUUUGUAAAGUUAUUGUUGCCUCGAGUUUCAAUAAAGAUGUGUUGCAUUAA